CGUGAUAUCCACUUCUUUAAUAUCAUCACUCUUGUAAACAAUAGUUCUAGCCAGUGGGAAACUUCUCUCUCUCUCUCUCUCUCAAGGUCAUGAGCUCUCAAGAACCUCUGAAUCAGUGUGAAGAUGGUGUCUUUGACUGGUGCUGGAGUGAAACUCAUCAUGGUAGAGAAGUCCAUGUUCACAGUGACAAGCAUACAAUCACUUUUCAUCAGAAUAGAAGCAACUUCUCCACAGCUAUCAGAGGCACAAAGAUCCUUCGUAAAAACAUGGAGCACUAUUUCGAGAUUGAAAUGAAAUCGCCUUUUUUUGGACAAGCUAGACAAGUGGGCCUGGGUACUGAACACACUCCACUGGAAAGCAAUAACUACGAUUUUACGCAGCUGAUUGGAAAGGACAUGGCAAGUUGGGGAGUGAACUACGAUGGCUCUAAAUAUCACCACAGUGUACAUACCAAGUAUAUUUCAAUUGAUCCUGAUAAACACGAAGAAAUCCGAAUCAGUGUGCUGUAUGAUUCGUACUAUGGGACUCUAGCGUUCAAGUUCAAUGGGAGAUCGAAUGGAGUUGCUUUUGAUCGAGUGUUAACGAAUUUAGACCUAUACCCGAUGUUAUGCUCUAGUGGGACCAACUCUGUCAUGAGACUGACCCAUUGCUGCUCUUCAGUCAUGUCCCUCAAGGGUCUGUGUAGAGGGAUCAUCCGUCAGAAUAUCCACGACGAUAAACACUACGAUAAGCUGAGUGUACCCAGCCAUAUCAAGGCUUUCCUCCUGUACAAGACACCAAAGUCAAAAAGCAGCAGGAGAACUGAUGAUGAGCGCAACAACUCUCCACCCACUGAGAGCACAAUUUAAUCAAAUUUAAUGAUCAUAUUUUUCAUUGUCAUAACUUUUAUUGUCUCUUUGUAAUAUUAUUGGAUGAUAAUAAAUAAAUUAUAUAAGUGAUAA
This is a messenger RNA of Halichondria panicea, 941 nucleotides long. Its product is annotated as SPRY domain-containing SOCS box protein 3-like. Gene Ontology annotation, molecular function: protein binding. Lineage: Eukaryota; Metazoa; Porifera; Demospongiae; Suberitida; Halichondriidae. Gene Ontology annotation, biological process: intracellular signal transduction; proteasome-mediated ubiquitin-dependent protein catabolic process. The transcript has a single exon. Gene Ontology annotation, cellular component: SCF ubiquitin ligase complex. The record is from RefSeq and is a predicted model, not a curated record. The coding region runs from base 90 to 848 and encodes 252 amino acids.